Molecule: messenger RNA, 1867 nt
Organism: Tigriopus californicus
Lineage: Eukaryota; Metazoa; Arthropoda; Copepoda; Harpacticoida; Harpacticidae
Product: leucine-rich repeat neuronal protein 1-like
Exons: 1
Coding region: 225-1775 (516 amino acids)
Molecular function (GO): protein binding
Source: RefSeq, a predicted model, not a curated record
ACGAAGACUCGGGACAUCGUUUCGCUCUCGAAUGCCAACUCCAAUUCCUUAUCUCCUAUUAUCGAGCAGUCAUUCAUUAUCAUCAGGAUUGAGGUGCAAGCAUAGGAGGAUGGGUCCUUGGAACUAGGUGUCCUUAUCGCUCAAAUAUUAUCCGAGAGUCUCGAGAACACCUAGAUGAGAAAGGACAUAGUAUAUCACUGCACCCUUGUCGAAGAGAAGAAACCAUGGAUUUCAAGCUUGUUUUAGGGCUUUUCGCUCUAACAAGUCUCUUGGGCCCGUGCAUGGUCCACAGUGGCAACAUUUGCACUCAAUGUGAUUGUAAGGUCGACCUAGUGCCUUACUUUGUGGAUUGUUCGGCCAAGGAUCGCAAGCAGGUGCCCUUCAACGUCAAUGUCAAUGGUGAGAACAUGACUGCCAUCAUGAUGGACUUGGAUCUGUCCAGCAACCGAAUCGAGGUCUUGAAUCCUCUAGCCCGCGAUCUAAAUCUACAUUCAUUAAGCUUGAAACAGAACAACAUAGUGGAAAUAAAAAACAAUGCCUUCAAGGAUCAACUGUUUCUGUCCUACUUAGACCUGAGUUACAAUCAACUCACCAGUGAUAUGAUCAAACGGGAAGUCUUUGAAGGCCAGUACUCUAAAACUGAGUACAAACCCUUGCCUUUGCUCGUGCUGGAUUUGAGUCAUAAUCGAAUCACAACGAUCAGUAGGAAUGCAUUCGAACAUUUGUUCCACUUGAGAGAGCUGAAGCUUGAUGGCAACAGUCUUCGAAGUAUUGAGCCAUCCACUGAACAUGCUCUCAUGUCCCUGAUGAACCUCAUGAGCUUGAGUCUGGCGGAUGCACUCUUGGACACAUUGCCUGAAAAUAUUCUUGCAGGCUUCUCACGUUUGAUUCGAUUAGACCUGAGUGGGAACCGAUUCCAGGAUGUUCCAAGCGCUCUGCGACGAGCCAAACACUUGACCAACCUAAACUUGGCUGGCAACCUCUUCUCCCAACUAGACCAGGGCAUGUUCAUCACAUUGGAACACUUGGAGAUACUCAAUGUGUCAUAUCAGAAAGAUCUGACUUCAGUUGGCCCAAAGACGUUUUCGUCUUUGAAGAAAUUGAAGUCGCUCUUUCUUCAAAAAAAUCCAAAACUGGACUUUAUCCAUCCAGAUAUCUUCGAAGAUCACAAAGCCGAAAACUUCUCACUGAAGCAUCUUCACCUGAAUGGCAAUGGUCUUAAAUAUUUGCCCACAGGGCUUGUCCCCAGUUUUAACAACUGGCAUGAUUUGGAGACCAUCGAUUUAGAGGAUAACCCGUGGGCUUGCAAUUGCCAUAACGAAUGGAUGUUCACGGCCUUGAUCGAUGUUAUCAAGAGGGUUAGUCCCACACUGGUCGCAAAUAUCAUUUGCCGUGAGCCGAAAGAGCUGAGGGGCACUGCCAUGGAAGAUCUGGUGCUUAAACCCGCGGACAUAGCUUGCCCAUCCCAUGAUGGAUUCAACGUGUACAAAGAGCAUUAUGGUAUGUUUGAAAAACGACGUCAUUUUGUGGAUCCAGGCACUCAUCAUGGACAUAAGGUUACGAUGGCUUUGGGAGUAGUUUGUUCAGUGGUCACUCUGUCUUUCUUGGCAAUAGCAGCAGUGUAUUUCAUGAGGAAACGUCAACCUACUCUGUAUCGGUCGCUUCACAAUCUCUCAUCCGGUCAAUCCCAGUAUUCAAUGGACGAUCCCCAACGACACGGCGACAUAGUCCGGUCCACAUUUGAGCGAAAUCAAGAUGACAUCACAAUUCGAUAAUCCACCGAUUUCAAUAUUAGGCCACAUAAGAAGCACUUCUCCUAUCCGUAUUUAUUUUUGACAUUGAUCGAAAACCACACCAAUCAAAUCAA